Messenger RNA from Notodromas monacha, 2224 nucleotides. The record is from the annotation of a GenBank genome assembly. Lineage: Eukaryota; Metazoa; Arthropoda; Ostracoda; Podocopida; Cyprididae.
AUGUUAAACAGCCCAGAAGUCCAUCCGUUGUACAUGCUGGACAAAUACGAGCGAACCCCCAUCAUGUCCAACUAUUUGGCCAUCGUGGCCGUGGGCGAGUACGAAACAGCGCAGUCGGAACGAGAUCCUAGGCACGAAUUGCAUUUCAGACCCGGGAAACGGGCCCAGGCAUCGUUUGCACUCGACCUGGUGGUGAACAGUGUCAACUUCUUCGAGGCCUACUACGAAAUCCCCUUUGCCCUGCCCAAGUUGGGUCACAUCGCCAUUGAGAACUUUGGCGGGGCCAUGGAGAACUAUGGUCUCAUCACCUACGACGAAAAUGUGUUGUUGGUAGACCCCAAUGACCCAAAUGCAGCUGAGCUGAAGGCCGAGAUUCUGCUGUACGUGGCCCAUGAAAUCGGGCACCAGUGGACCGGAAACCUGGUAACGACCAACUGGUGGGACACCAUUUGGCUCAACGAAGGCAUCACGGAGUACCUCACCUACUACUCUGGACAAACGAUAGAUCCGGAAUCGGAUUGGGAAUCUGUGUUGGCCAUCAUGGUGAUGAAUAGGGCCAUUGCCAUGGAUGCUGACCCUCAGGGCAAAAAUCUGGCCCUGGUUGUCCCUGUUGAAGUCCCUGCAGAUUUCGACGACGUUUUCCAAUUCACCAGGAUUUAUGAAAAAGGGGCAUGUGUGACAAGGAUGUUGGCCAACCUGCUGACUCACACCACCUUCCGCAAUGGCAUGAGGAGGUACCUGGAAACCCAUGGUGGUGGGAACGUGAUUGAGUCCUAUCUGUGGGAUGCCAUGGAAGCUGCUGCCGUGGCCGACGGAACCCUACCCGGGUUCGGCUCCAUCGCGGGCAUCAUGCACCCCUGGACAAAUCAGCCAGGUGUUCCCAUUGUGACCAUCACCAGGGAUUACCAAACAAAUUACGCAGUUUUCUCGCAAAAACGGUUCAUGAGCGUAGUGAACAAUGACCACGACUUGGACGAAAAGUGGCCCAUCUUUGUGAGUUUCCAGCUGGGAGGCCGAGGUGUUGAGACGCAAGUCAGUACCUUGUUCCUGGACCAGGGCGAGGUUCAAGUGGACCUGUUCCUUGGGGCAGGGACCAACAAUUCUGAGGCCUGGCUCCUGGCAAACUCCAAGCGAGAAGGCUACUACAUUGUCAAUUAUGACACUGUCAACUGGAUUCGAUUGCUUGGCCAACUGAUUUCUGAUCCAUCAGUGAUUGAUCCAAUCAACAGAGCCCAGAUAUUGUCCGACUUGACCAUCUUGUGUGCAGUGGACAUUGCUGACAGCCAAGUUUGUGCAAUGGUUCCAGCAUAUUUGGUGUCAGAAAGUCAUCCGAUCCCGUGGAUAGCAGCUGCGCAGCUUUUGCCCAUUUGGCGAGGCAGCAAACUGAUGACCAUGGAUCAAUUCGACUCAUUCUUGCCCCCCAUGUUGGAGUUGGCCUUGGAUAACCUCAAGAAUCAAACCAUCACCCCUCUAGCCACUGACCUGAGCAACGUGGUGCUGCAACAAUUGAACGCCAUGACGAUGUCAAAGAGCCCCAGCAGUGGCAAGAACAAAGUUGGAAAUGACAAAAUAAAGCAGAGCAUGAAUAUUCUGACUGCCUGGCUGGGCCACAUGCGACGGUAUCAUCAGCAGAAGAAUAAGAACGUUCAAUUUUUGGGUUCAUUGACCCUUCAAGAUGAGCUCAUCAGACAAGCAACUGUGAACUGUGCUGAAAGAGGCCUACUUCUACUGAGGGUCAGGGAUGAGCUGAAAAUGACUCUUGCUGCUUAUCAGACCCUAUUUGAAAGCAGUUGUGCUUUUGGCAUCAGGAAGACACUCCAGGUGCCCCAAGUUGCCAGAGAAGGGAGAGAAGAGCUGGAAAGACGGGUUGAGUCUCUUGAAGAAGAGAAGCUGAAGUUGCUGGAGGAAUGUGAUAGACUCAGAGGACAGUUGGAGAAUGCACAGAGACUCCAUGAAGAGCAAAGAGCAGUGGAGGCAGACAGUCACAAGGAGAAAAUUGAGUUUUAUCAGCACAAAGUUCAACAAAUCAAGAACCAACUGGAGGCCAUUUUGGCUGCAAAGAAGUGAUGCAACCACUUGUGUUGGGAGCAAUUCAAUUUACCAUAUAAUUUGUUCACCAUCUUUGGUGGAGAAAUGUUCUUUCCAAUGUUUACCAUCAUUUUUCAACCAUGCUUAUGUCACAGAAUCAGCCUUUCUUGCAUUAAAGCACAUUGGUUACCAAGUA